Clonostachys byssicola is the source of this 2019-nucleotide messenger RNA. Lineage: Eukaryota; Fungi; Ascomycota; Sordariomycetes; Hypocreales; Bionectriaceae. The record is from the annotation of a GenBank genome assembly.
AUGGGUGACCACUCAGAGGCCAUCCAGGAGCACCACCACCACCAUCACCAUCACCACCACAGCGCCGUGGCUGGCGAGAUCCCCGUCCCCCACGGACCCCAGGCCGACGACCAGAGCACCACAGAGAGCAACCCCGGCUCCUACCCGGACCCCAACGCGAGCCCAGAGGAGCGCCGCAUCUUCAGCCAUGUCACGCGCCCGGACGACUCCUACACCCCCGAGGGCGUCUACUGGGCCGACCUGCCCCUGUCCCAGCGCCUCUCCUUCGUCUCCAAGGUCGACCGCGAGGCCGCCAAGGAGGAGCUGGCGGCCAUUGGCAGCAUGAUGAAGAAGGACCCCCUGUCCCCCGUCGGCUGGUACUUUCGCAACGCCGUCAUCCCGGGCGCCGGCCUCGGCCUCGAGGGCUACGUCCUCUUCUCCAUCGGCAACCUCGAGCCCCUGUUCGAGAAGGUGUGGCCCCAGUGCUGGAAGACCCACGAGGUCUGCACUAAGAACUGGACGGCCAGCGUGACGUACAUGGAGAUUAUCGGCAUCAUGGUUGGGCAGGCCGGUGUUGGUGUUCUCGGUGACUGGGUUGGUCGUCGCUGGGGUCUUAUUCAAGAUGCCCUCAUCAUGUUUAUCGGUCUGCUCAUGCUUACAGCCAGUUGGGGUCUGACCCUCCAGGGCUGGGUCAUCUGCUAUGCUUGGUCGCUGUUCUUCUACAGUUUGGGUGUCGGAGGCGAGUAUCCCAUUACCGCCACCUCAUCUCUUGAGAACGCUGUCGCUUCCGGAAGACUCUCCACCAAGGAGGACCGUCUGCACCGUGGUCGCCGUGUGACCAUGGCCUUCCUGAUGCAAGGCUGGGGUCAAUUUGUUAACCAGGUUCUCCUCCUUGUCCUCCUCGUCAUCUUCAAUCGUGGCGAUGGUAGUCCCCCAUACUCGACCUCUGCCGCCCAAUAUGCGUUCCGUCUCUCCUUUGCCUUCCCCGCUGUCGGAACUGCCUGGCUCGUCUACUACCGUACCUGGAAGAUGCCAAAUGCAUCCAAGAAGCUGGCCGAGGCCAAGAGCCGCUCUCAAGUUACCGGAUAUGAUGUCACCGCCCUCAAGUACUGCGUGAAGCAUUUCGGCGGCAGACUCUUGGCCACAGCUGGCACCUGGUUCUGCAACGACGUAUUUUUCUACGGCAACAAGCUAUUCCAGGGCCAAUUCAUCAAGGUCAUUUCUAACAACCCUGAUUCUCUGGUGACUACCUGGUCCUGGAACUUGGUCAACAUCACCGUCUCCAUGGUUGGUUACUACCUCGCCGCGCUCCUUAUUGACAACAAAUUCUACGGCCGCAAGAUGAUGCAGCAGGUUGGAUUUUUCAUGUGCUUCCUUAUGUUUGUCAUUCCCGCCUUCCGCUACAAGUACUACACCUCCCCCGAGGGGAUCCACUCUUUUCAGGCCAUGUACUUUAUCUCGUCUUUCUUCAACCAAUUUGGGCCCAAUAGUGUGACAUUUUUAGUGGCAGGAGAGGUUUUCCCUACUCCUGUGCGAGCGACGGCUCAUGGCUUCUCGGCCUGUAUCGGCAAAUCCGGUGCUCUCCUGGCAUCUGUCUUGUAUGCCUACAUUGACGACCAGACGAAAUUCUACGUAGUCCCCUGGUUCGGCCUCGCUGGAAUGUUUCUCACUUGGAUGUUCCUCCCAGACACCACCGGUCUGGACCUCAAGGAACAGGAGCGUCGUUGGGCUUACAUUGUUGCUGGAAAACCCCAGGACUACCACGGUGUUGCUGUCCACCCUCAUCACCUUAGUCUCUGGGAGAGAAUUAUGGGCGAUGCGAAGUCAUAUGAUCCUAAGCUCGACUGGCAGUCUAAGGUUGAGGAUAUGCGCUCCGAGUGGGAGCGUGUCCAGGCUGAGCGCGGACCCAAGGAGGAGGGCGACGCCCACCACGGAAUGCCCGAGGAUGGAGAAUUCACACAAGAAAUCCACGACUACUUCAUGCGCUCGGCGCCGUCUCAGGGCGGAAAUGGGGGUGUCUUGUCUGAAAAGACUACGUAA